Molecule: messenger RNA, 972 nt
Organism: Schistocerca americana (American grasshopper)
Lineage: Eukaryota; Metazoa; Arthropoda; Insecta; Orthoptera; Acrididae
Product: protein DEK-like
Exons: 2
Coding region: 1-972 (323 amino acids)
Biological process (GO): chromatin organization; regulation of double-strand break repair
Cellular component (GO): nucleus
Molecular function (GO): histone binding; DNA binding
Source: RefSeq, a predicted model, not a curated record
AUGAAGUCUGUUUCUGUGCACAAAAGAGAAGAAAGUGAAGAAAAGAAUGAUGGUGAGGAUAACGAGGAUGUUGACGGAGAAAACGAAAACUCGGGGGAUGAAACAGUUCUAUUGCUGGAUCAACGCCUGGAAAUAUCAGGUGCAAUAGAGAGAAUGGAGGUGGAAAGAUUCACAGAAGAAUUCAAUGGGCCUAAAGAAACGAAGGCAAUUGAAAUACCAAAAGGUAAAGGAUCUCCCCUAGGUGAAAUACCAAGAACUGAGGCAUUUAUCAAGAAAUUCAAGGCUGAUGCUUUAAAGCAGCUUGACAGAGUUCUGUUCAGCACAGCUGGGAAGGUCACUCUUAUAAGAAACAACAUAUGUGUUUUAGACAUCGAGAAAAAAGGAAAACGUGAUGAACUUGUAGAGAGAAUUGUAACAUUUUUGUUAGAACCCAAAAGCUUUGGAGCGCUUGUUCCUGACAGCAGAUCAAACUGCUCUACAACCCAAAAGGCCAACAACAAGAGAUAUUCAGAAUCGGAAAAUGAAACAGAGAAACGAACACCACGUUCAAAGGGGGCUAAAGCGCAUAGAAAAAUCUUAAGGGAAGAUUCAUCGGAUGGCGAAGACAACAUGGACAAAGACAGAAAGGACCUUUCGAAUUCAGAAAAUAAGGCAGCAGACAAAGAAGAUGAAAGUGAUAAGGAAGGUGAGGAAGAUGAACCUGAUGAAGAAGAUACCAGUGGUGAUUCAGAAUCCAAUUCAGAAUCAAAGAAAGGUCAUAGAAGCCAAUCUAAAAAAACAUCCAAGAAAGCUAAUGCUAAAAAGACUACAAACAGAGAGCCUGAGAAGAAAUCUUCAGCUAAAAAACGGAAAUCCUCUAGUAAGAGUGAUGACAAGUCAUCAUCUGAAGACAAACCCCUCUCAAAAAGACAAAGGCACCACCUACAGAUGAAGAAACAAAGUUGUAUGCAAAGAAAUUUUGGAAGGAGCUAA